AUGUACAGCUUCAUGGGUGGCGGCCUCUUCUGUGCCUGGGUGGGGACCAUCCUCCUGAUGGUGGCCACAGCCACCGAUCACUGGAUGCAGUACCGGCUGUCUGGGUCCUUUGCCCACCAGGGCCUGUGGCGGUAUUGCCUGGGCAGCAAGUGCUACCUGCAGACGGAGAGCAUCGGUAAGGCUCGCAGCAGCGCCGGGCCGGGCCUGGGGUCACGGGCCCCCUCAGGAUGGGCGUCAGAGCCCCCCCGCAGGGCGGAACCUCUCCACCUGGUUUGCAAGCAGAGAACUGUGGGGCUCAGAGAGGGAAAGGGACCAGCCAAAGCUUACUGGAACGCCACCCGGGCCUUCAUGAUCCUGUCCUCCCUGUGCGCCACCUCGGGCAUCAUCAUGGGCAUCCUGGCCUUUGCUCAGCAGCCCACCCUCGCACGCCUCUCCCGGCCCUUCUCCUCGGGCAUCCUGUUUUUCGCCUCCACCUUUUUUGUCCUGUUGGCCUUGGCCAUCUACACGGGAGUCACAGUCAGCUUCCUCGGUCGCCGCUUCGGGGACUGGCGUUUUUCCUGGUCUUACAUCCUGGGCUGGGUGGCCUUGCUCAUGACCUUCUUCGCAGGGAUUUUCUACAUGUGUGCCUACCGGAUGCACGAAUGUCGGCGCCCGUCUGCUCCCCGCUGAGUCCAAUGUACCUUGACUUCAUCUGGAAGUUAAAAUAGGGCCACUGAAAAGGAGGGGGAGGGUCUAGAGACUGCAA
Suricata suricatta (meerkat) is the source of this 745-nucleotide messenger RNA. It is a transcript of the gene LIM2, whose product is annotated as lens intrinsic membrane protein 2. The transcript is spliced from 4 exons. The coding region runs from base 1 to 669 and encodes 222 amino acids. Gene Ontology annotation, molecular function: structural constituent of eye lens. The record is from RefSeq and is a predicted model, not a curated record. NCBI's taxonomy places the organism in Eukaryota, Metazoa, Chordata, Mammalia, Carnivora, Herpestidae. Gene Ontology annotation, cellular component: plasma membrane.